Messenger RNA from Carassius auratus (goldfish), 1299 nucleotides. RefSeq names its product zinc finger protein 239-like. NCBI's taxonomy places the organism in Eukaryota, Metazoa, Chordata, Actinopteri, Cypriniformes, Cyprinidae. The transcript has a single exon. The coding region runs from base 137 to 1168 and encodes 343 amino acids. Gene Ontology annotation, biological process: regulation of transcription by RNA polymerase II. Gene Ontology annotation, molecular function: DNA-binding transcription factor activity, RNA polymerase II-specific; RNA polymerase II cis-regulatory region sequence-specific DNA binding. The record is from RefSeq and is a predicted model, not a curated record.
UGCUAAACCUGGAGAAAAUCCUUUGAGUUGCUCUCAAACCAAACAGAAAGAAUUCAGUAAGAGUAGAGUCAAGAAAUCUUUCACCUGCUCUCAGUGUGGAAAGAGUUUCUCAAGGAAAUCUAAAUGUGAUCUUCAUAUGAGUGUUCACACUGGAGAGAAACCAUACACAUGUGAUCUGUGUGGAAAGAGCUUCACACAAUCAUCAAGCCUUAAGUUACACAUGUACAUCCACACUGGAGAGAAGCCAUACAAGUGUUCACACUGUGACAAGAGAUUCAGUCAGUCAGGAUACCUGAAUAUACACAAGAGGAUCCACACUGGAGAGAAACCGUACACAUGUGGUCAGUGCGGGAAGAGUUUCACAAUAAAAGCACAUCUUACAGAGCACAUGAGAGUUCAUACCGGAGAAAAGCCAUUCACUUGUGACCAGUGUGGGAAGAGCUUCACAAUAAAAGCACAUCUUACAGGGCAUAAACGAGUUCAUACUGGAGAUAAACCGUACCCAUGUGAUCAAUGUGGGAAGGGUUUCACACAAUCAGCAAACCUUAAGAGACACAUGAACAUCCACACUAGAGAGAAACUGUACACAUGUGAUCAAUGCAGAAAAACAUUUUUUGUGGCUUGGUACCUGAAGAAACACAUGAGAGUUCAUACACAGGAGAAGCCAUAUUCAUGUGAUUUGUGUGGAAAGAGUUUUUCAUGUUUAAAAAAUUCACAAAAUCAUCAGAAAAUUCACUCUGGUGUGAGAGACCAUGUGUGCUAUGGGUGUGAAAAGACUUUUAUUUCAGCGGACCGUUUAAAACUGCACCAAAGGAUUCACACUGGAGAAAAACCUUACAAGUGUUCACACUGUGACAAGAGAUUCAGUCGGUCAGCAAACCUGAAAACACAUGAGAGGAUCCACACUGGAGAGAAACCUUACAAGUGUUCACACUGUGACAAGAGAUUCAGUGUGCCAGGAGCCCUGAAAAGACAUGAAAGGAUCCACACUGGAGAGAAACCGUAUCACUGCACUGCAUGCGGGAAGCGUUUCAGUCGUUCAUUUUCUCUACACAGUCAUACAAAACACUGUCACAGAUCAUCUUCAGAUCCAGCACUUUCAGAUCGGAUGCAGCAUCCUCAGCAAAUGAGACACAAUAAUGAAUCAAGCAUUAACAUAUCGUCUUGAUAAAUCUGUCCUAACCAGACAUUACAAGUGACAUGAUGAAGAAACAUUAUCUAGUUUUCACAGUGAAUAAAGCUCAUCUUCAAAACCAACAGAUUCAACUGUGAGAUUUAGAUUAACUCAAAGAUUCAGUU